AUGCCAUGUAUAUUGGAUAUAGGUACACAAAUAUGGAAAAUACAUCAAUGGGGCUCAGAUCAGGCAAUAACGAUAUGUGGCAUUAAUUGUGUUGGUAAUAUUAAAGGACGAUUUAGCGGAUUUGAGUGGAAGUGGGAUGGUAAAUUUCAAUGUCAAGAAAAAGCACCGGGUAUAGUUGGUCAAACAACAAAAUAUAGUCGAGACGGUGCAAUGGAACAUGCCAUACAAGACUUUUUAGUUAAAGCAGUAACUGCAGGCAAACUUAAACCAGAAGAUUUUAAAUGUUAA
Molecule: messenger RNA, 288 nt
Organism: Didymodactylos carnosus
Lineage: Eukaryota; Metazoa; Rotifera; Eurotatoria; Philodinida; Philodinidae
Source: the annotation of a GenBank genome assembly